Symbiodinium sp. CCMP2456 is the source of this 264-nucleotide messenger RNA. The record is from the annotation of a GenBank genome assembly. NCBI's taxonomy places the organism in Eukaryota, Dinophyceae, Suessiales, Symbiodiniaceae.
GUGGCGGCAGACAUUGAGCCGCUAGAGUACACGCCGAAGCCGGAGUACGAGGGCGUCUUCCAGACUUACAAUGAGGAGGAUGAGGCCGGCCUGCUGCGGCGCUUCUUCGCACUGAUGCGGGAGACCUGCCCCCAUGUGAUGGUGUCCUUCAACGGCGAUUUCUUCGAUUAUCCGUUCGUGACGAAUCGGGCGAAGGCCUACAACAUGGACUGGGCCGAAGAGGCCAACCUGGUGCUACAUGGACUGGGAUUGACGUUUGAGUGA